AUGUCUCUUUUCAAAAAAGACCCGGGGCUGAAAUCGCUUUCCAAUCUCAAAUCUUCAGAGCGCAGAAAGCUGUACGCUGCCAUUUGCAGCCAGUACGGGCUGAGUGAGGAGGCUCUAGCUAGUGACGGUGUUGCGUCGCUCGUGUUGCCUCCAGAGGUCAAAUACGCUGCAUUCAAGUCUCCCCAUGCUCAGGGCACGCUGUAUACCGAUCUGGAGGGCGUGCCCAUUUGGUUCCGAACACGGGACUCAGAACUAGUUCCAACGCUUUUUACAUUGUGGAAAUAUCCUUACAUUGUGCCAAUUGUCAACACCCACGAGUACGUUAUAGAGCGACUUGUCAACGGCUCGAAUCUCAUGCUUCCAGGCACGAUCCCUCCGUUUCCUGACGACGCCAAACGGGGCAAAGUUGUAGCUGUGGGUGACUACAAAAAGCCCAAUGUUGCUGUUGCUGUUGGAUACUGCCAAAUGGAUUUAGGCGGUAUGACAGAGGUCGUUGGAACGCACGGCGUAGCCGUUGAGAUACUGCACGUCUACCAAGACUGGCUGUUUAGCAUGGUUAAGGGAGCAAAGAUUCCAGACAAGGUUGAUGUUCUGCCAACUAAGGCACCUCUUCAGGAACAGCAGCCUGAGGAAGAGACAUUGGAACAGGCUACACAGCAAACUAAAGAAAUGGAUAUCACGACAUCGUUGUCCGUCGAGGACAUGGACGACCUGUUCCUCCGAGCAACGCUGUAUUCGAUCAGCCAGGACGCUAUAGAAAUGCCUAUCAGCGCGUCGUUGUUCAUGUCCGGCCAUGUGUACAAGAACUUCCCUCCCGUGGACAGCAAUCUGAUCAACAUAAAAAAGACGUCGUGGAAAAAGACGGCGAAAUAUCUCAAAGCGAUGGAAAAAGAAGAUCUCCUCAAACUUAAAGGCAAGGGUGACGAUGUGGUGGUUGUGUCGGUAAACAAGGAGCAUGAAAAGGUCAGGAAAUUCGAGCCGUACAAAAUCAGGAGAAAUAAGUCCGGGGAGGCAUCAAACAAAAAUACAGACUCAACAGAGCUCCAAGUUACGCAGCUGUACAAAGCCCAUUCUUCAGCAUCUAAUUUUCUCCGUCUGUUGGACUCGUCGCAGGAUUACUACACUCUCCAAGAGAUCAAAGCAUUGGUUGGUAAAUACAUACAAACACGCCAGCUGGUGAGCAAAAACGACCCAAAAAGCAUCACCGCGGAUGAGCCUCUACAACGGCUGCUCAAAACUACCACGCUCGAGAGAGCCAAGGUGGUGGACGUUUUGGUGAAACAGCAUUUCUCGCCGUUUUAUAAGGUGAGUCGUGGAGAAGAGUCUACCAAGCCUAAGAAAGGACAGGUUCCUGUUGUCAAAAUUGUGGAAGAAAUGAAAAUCGGACGCAAAGUUAUCACCAAAAUCAUUGGCAUGGAGGAGUUUCUGAUCGACCCAGAAGAGGUCAGCUCCAUCCUGAAAGUGAAAUGUUCGGGCUCGACCACUGUCGCUAACAACGUUCAGAAUCCAAAGCUUGUGGAAGUCACUGUGCAGGGGCCGCAUUUCAAGACGGUCCAGGAUCUUCUUUUCAAACAGUACGGGUUGAAGCCAACAUGGAUCGAGUACGAGAACAAGCUGAAGAAAAAACGCUAA
Molecule: messenger RNA, 1632 nt
Organism: Ogataea haglerorum
Lineage: Eukaryota; Fungi; Ascomycota; Pichiomycetes; Pichiales; Pichiaceae
Exons: 1
Coding region: 1-1632 (543 amino acids)
Biological process (GO): formation of translation preinitiation complex; translational initiation
Molecular function (GO): translation initiation factor activity
Source: RefSeq, a predicted model, not a curated record